AUGGAUUACCAACUUUUUCAACAACAUUUGCCCAGCAUCGUCGUUCGGCGCUUGCCAGAACAGAUGAUGCCUCUAGUCCCCACGCAACAUCAUCAGGCUUCUAACCACAAGCACGCCGCCAAGUGCCCGAUAUCAUCCCGAAGGAUGGCUGAGAAACUUCCCAGCGGUGGGCUGAGAUCCAGCUUGAAAAAGCACGACAUGGAUCAGCACAAGAAUGUCCACUGGGAUUCGGCUACAGUAAACAACGAGACCAAGACAAAGUCCAGAAUCAGAUCACCCAUUCUAGGACCUGAAUCACACCCAUGGAAUAUGACUUUCUCGCCCAGACUCCGCUCGGAGUCGAGAAAUAUAGGGGGUAGUUUAGCUCAUGCUUCCAAUACAUCCAGGCCAAUGGACCCGAGGCAAUCACGAGUGUCAACCUCGAAGGAAGCCAGGCAUGGGCCGCCAAAUACCGCAGUAAAGAGAAAAACACCAUCAUCAACUCAGAGGCUAAGCCAUGAUCAUCGCUCGUUGAGAACCGACUCUAAGGGGACAAUAAAAUCUCGACCAGACGAGUUGUCCGCCCGGUCGCAAGACGGUUCGUCGUCAGGCUACCAAGCACCAGCGAACUCAUCAUCCAAGAGGAACCCUAAGAAAUUGAGCCAGUUACCAUCUCAAAUUAGUAGCCUGCCGCCGCCGGUACCAGAUGCACCACAAAUGCCUCCCCCAACGCCAAGGCCAGCUCGACUACCAACUCCUGAUUUGGAUGACAUUAGUGACAGGAGGUUUUGUUAUUGCAAUAAUGCCGCCUGUCAUAGCCGCGCAUAUCCCCAUGAUUCUCAAGGCAGGCGCCUGAGCUCCAAAAUGAGCGAGCAGAUAUAUGCCGCCCAGGCAUACAUGACGGCCACGAGGAAUUGA
This is a messenger RNA of Venustampulla echinocandica, 897 nucleotides long. RefSeq lists its product as uncharacterized. The transcript is spliced from 2 exons. Lineage: Eukaryota; Fungi; Ascomycota; Leotiomycetes; Helotiales; Pleuroascaceae. Bases 1 to 897 code for a protein of 298 amino acids. The record is from RefSeq and is a predicted model, not a curated record.